Heterostelium album PN500 is the source of this 2304-nucleotide messenger RNA. RefSeq lists its product as uncharacterized. The record is from RefSeq and is a predicted model, not a curated record. The transcript has 2 exons. NCBI's taxonomy places the organism in Eukaryota, Evosea, Eumycetozoa, Acytosteliales, Acytosteliaceae. The coding region runs from base 1 to 2304 and encodes 767 amino acids.
AUGUCGCAACAACAACACCCACCGUUCACUUGUUGGGUAGAGUUUAGUAACAAGAAAGACAAACUCACCUUCGAGAACACCGCCAACUAUAAUCGUCUCAUCCCUGUCAUCAGAGGUUCCAAACAACUCUCUGUAGGUUACGGUUCUAUCGAUUUGUUCUCUGAUGCAGCCAAGACCAUUCAACUUGAUGUUGAGACUCCAGUCGAUAGGAAUCUUCAGCGAAUCUAUGUCGCCACCACUCAACCACAGCAAGUGGUACCAACAGCUGAGCUUGUACUUUCAUGGCUGAUCAGGAGAUAUGGCAAUCCCCGUGAGCCGCCACCCUUUACCUCUCACUCCUUGCCAUUGGAAGGAAGAGACAACGAACUCAAUAAGAUCAUUGGCAAUGUGCUCACUCGAAUCGCAUUCCUCGGAGAUGGAAACAAGAAUAAUCAUCCAUUCAACGUCAUCUAUGGUGCUCCAGGCAUUGGCAAGACACGUAUCCUUGAGAGCAUUGGCGAUUAUACAAGAAAGUCAUCCAAGCUACCUACACGCCAGAUCAAUAUCAACAUUUCUUUCGGCAGCAAAACACCGUACAAACCCAAUAGCAUCGUGGAAUCCUCAGCAAGACUCAGUUUGUGCACUCGAAUCCUCUUCAGAUACUUUGUCGAUGGCUCCAACAUUACGUCAUUCGAUGGUUUUGUCAACGACCUCUUAGAAUCAUUUAUUCACGAAAAGAUAACUACCGAGCUCUGCUUCCGUUGUAUAAGGCUUUGGAAACAACAAGAAGAUCAAACUUUCAAUGACAGUUUGGAGACUCCCAUUGCAGAGAAUGAUGUAAUAUUGGUCAACUUUGGCAUUGAUGAGUUUCAAAGAACUCUUACAUCAGAUUCGGAUCUAGAAAUGAGAAGAUCCAAGCUCAAAGCAAUCAUUCGAGAGGAGCUAGCAACUCUCCAUGUUUCGUCAUUCUCAUCAUUCUUUUUCAAUAUCUCUCUGGCUGGUAUACACAUUGGCGAAAUCUCCGAGAUCAUUCACGAGGAAUCAUCUCAUGGCUACAUACCGCUCUCACUACAAUUUCUCUCCUCUGGAGCCCUGAAGAGCAUCAUUAACUCUCUUGAACCCAAAUUCCAAACCAGAGACAUCAUGAGAGCCCUCGAAUUCACAGGAGGAUGGCCACGACCAUUGGAUAUCAUGAUUAGGCAUAUCAAGAAAGAAAGCUUCAAUCUGAACAACAAAACAAGCGAGAUCCUUGCACAAUGCAAAACCUCCUUUCAAUACGACUAUGGCACAAUCAAUAAAAACUUCUAUCCAUCAAUCAUUGCCUAUUCGAUAUGUGGAGUCAGUAACGCUGAAGGCACCAGAUUACAAUCAGGUGACUCUUCAUAUACCUUAGAACAACUACAGAGCAAUGGUCUACUGUCUCUCGGCCCUGAGAAUGUUGUCAAGCUUCCACUCUACUUCAUUUACAACUAUAUCGAUUAUCAGCCACAUAAUUUCUAUCCAAACCACGUUCCAACCAUGUACCAUCAUCUGAAGCUUGCUCUCAAUAUUGUCCAAGACGGAGAUUACUCAUUUGCUCAGUUUGAAAAACUCGCAGGUCACUAUCUCGUCGCAAGGAUGACAGCAUUCCAUUUUAUCAAGACACCAUAUCACUCUCUCAAUUCCAAGACUCUUUCUCCCCAACCAAUCACUCUCCAAGAACUUUUUGGCAUAGAUGCAAGCUACUAUCCCAAUCGACUCCGAGGUACUACAUUCCAUGUUAGUAACAACACGACCUAUAUCGAGGCACCUCGCCAUGAACCGGAAUCAACAAGAUCAAUGGACAAUUUCUCUCUUGUUCUCAAUGCUCCAGGUGGACUUGUCGACGUUUCUGUACGAUCUUCAGAUCUGGACACAGUCCAAUAUCUUUUCAACUCUAUGAAAUUCACAAAUUCCAACGAUACCAUCAAGGAUCGAGAACUGUACAAUUGUCGUGAAGUCAAACUUGCUUCAAUAUUGGAUAUCGACCAAAAGAAAUAUGUUUCCGUUCUACAUCCCAACAAAUGCCUCACUCCGACUACGAUGAAGAAAUUCCUUUCCUCCACCGGUUGGGAAGACGAAACUCAAACACCAAUGGAAGAUAACAUGGAGACCGAUGAGAAUCAAGGGCAAGAAGAAGAGGAAGAUAUUGAACAAGAAAAGGAUCAAAAGGAGGUGAGGAAGAGGAAACAACAGAAGUCCGAGAAACUUCCUAAUUUCACAAAAGGCAUCAACCAUAUUCUGAUCAAUCGUCAACCAAAUGGUCUUGAUCAUCAAUAUUUCACAAUCUUUGACCAGUUCCUUUGA